This is a messenger RNA of Aedes albopictus (Asian tiger mosquito), 1495 nucleotides long. Its product is annotated as fatty acid hydroxylase domain-containing protein 2. Gene Ontology annotation, cellular component: endoplasmic reticulum membrane. Gene Ontology annotation, molecular function: C-4 methylsterol oxidase activity; iron ion binding. Gene Ontology annotation, biological process: sterol biosynthetic process. The record is from RefSeq and is a predicted model, not a curated record. NCBI's taxonomy places the organism in Eukaryota, Metazoa, Arthropoda, Insecta, Diptera, Culicidae. The transcript has 4 exons. Bases 372 to 1064 code for a protein of 230 amino acids.
UAAUUAUACAUUGAUUCGCAAAAACAACAAACAAAUCGCACCCAAUCCCACGCUAUCGAAGACGAUGGGUCCCCAAGAUUACGAACGAUAACCGAUAACGCUCCUUAGCUACCGGUGAAUGUAAGUAAAAAGUAAAUAAAUCAAAACUGAACCAGUCCCGUAGGGUACAAGUACCCUACUUACGAAAAGAUAACGAGAAUUACAGCGCUACUGGGCACAAAAUGCAAUCUCUUCGUGGAAUGCACAAGUGGGUGGUUCUACCACGCUUACUCUCGGUAUAGAUCAUAGGUGACGAUCCGGAACUGCUCUACGUGUGGUACCAGUCGCUGUACGUCUACGCAUUUUACUGGCUAAUCGGAUCACUUUACAUAAUGAUGGACAUCAGCGGGCGCCCUCGGUUCCUACGCAAGUACAAAACCCAGCCGGGAAUGAAUGAACCUCUCCGGUGGAGCGAUCUGAAGAAGAUCAUUAAAACCGCUUUUGUCAACCAGUUCUUGAUUGGCCUGCCGCUAUCCUACGUCCUCUUCCACAUGUUCGCCCAAAACUCAUACCCCAACGUGCGGAUCCUUCCCUCCCCGUUCGAAGUCCUACGUGACUUCGUCAUUAGUGUCAUCCUGUGGGAGGUUGGCUUCUACUAUAGCCAUCGGGCGUUGCACCAUCGGUUCCUGUAUCGGAUCGUUCACAAGCGUCAUCACGAGUUCACCGCCCCGGUUGCGUGGGCCGCCCUGUACGCCCAUCCGAUCGAGCACAUCACCAGCAAUAUGAUCCCACCGCUACUGGGCAUCGGCCUCAUGAAGAGUCACUUUGUAACGACGCUGGUUUGGUUCACGUACGUGAUGCACGACACCCUGGCGACCCACUCCGGGUACCAUUUGCCGGUGCUGGGCAGCAGCGAGCGGCACGAUUAUCACCACUUGAAGUUCACCCAAUGCUACGGCGGUUGGGGUCUGCUCGAUAGGCUCCACGGUACCGAUGAUCAGUAUCGCAAAUCCAAAAACUAUCAACGUGAUCUGCGGCUUUGGAGCGGCAAAUCUGCGCGGGAACUCGUCCCCGACGACAAAUAGGCAAUAGGCAUACCUACAAUGAAUGGAAUGCAGCGAGGAGAGUGAAAGGAGUUUUAGCCUUAGCGUUGCUGGACGAGUCGACGAUGGCGACGACGAAAGUGGGACGCGACCUAUAGGGCCGCAAAGUCAUAGAUUUAAUAUGGACCAGCAGCGCGCGCCUUCCAUCCUACGUAAUAAAUACGGGUAUUAGUGCCAUUGAGCUAGUAACAUUUAUCUUUUGCUGUAGAACAAUAAAGAUCGUUCGGGUCGCAACCCGUUAAGUUCAAGUACAUCUAUUAUGUUUUUACACGGAUAAAGUCGACCUCAGUGAUGACGGGGGAGAGGCUUCGCAGGAAUGGGAUAACAACGGAAACUGCAUCAGGCUUAGGCAGCCCCCCUAACUAGAUUUGAACCUAUUCUUAACGCACACUUCCGAUUGCUGGUACCACGCG